AACCUACAUAGUUCGCACUUGCAGUAGAAACGUGUCAAGCCCGUACCUCCAAGAACCACCCCCACGAACUCACGCUGGGACUAUCACAACUACGAAACCAAGAUGCCAGCCACACUCGAGCCGAUCCGACGCGUCAAGUGUACCUACAAAGACUGCAACAUGUCCUUCGACACAGAGAAGAUCAUGAAGAAUCACAAGAAGAACACCGAUGAACACGAGUACUGUCACAAGUGUGACGAAGACUUCGAUACCUUCGAGGACUAUGCCAUGCACAAGAUCACUCGCCCGGAAGAGCACAACCUAGCAUGCCGCGUCUGUGGUGACGAGUUCAAGAGCAAGUCAGGUCUGAAGCGCCACAUCGAGCUCAACCACAAGGUCGAUCAGAAGCUUACGUGCAUCGGCUGCCAGAAGUCGUUCUACCGCGCAUGCCUCUUCAUCGAGCACCUCGAGUUCGGCCACUGCGACGUCAUAUCAGCAUCCCAAUUCCAAGGCCACAUCGUUCACAAACAUCUGAUUACCGACUUGUUGAAAGACGGUCAGCAAUACACUCGCUUUCUGCAGAAGACAUCCAAGUACGAGGCAGCCAUCGACGAUGAUCGCGAGACUGGGGUUUCGCUUGGUGACGAUCCUUUCGGCGACGAGCAUGAGAUUGGAGAGGUCAAGUACGAGGCGAUCAAGCCGGAUAAAUCCGAAGAUGAGGAACACAUCCCAGUCUUCUAUGGCCAGUACCCUCCUCUGCCAUGUCAGGCCAAGUCCAUUCCGGAUGUGGACGCGGCAAUUGCACCCAUGAUGGGCGGUAUAUCUCUCAACGGAGAUGCUGACGAUGACUCCGACUGUUCAACAUCCGUUGGAUCUCCUGUUCUAACUGGCUAUCCUGCACGUACCAGUUCUCUUCCCGGACACUCUCAUCAAGGCCAGAGUUGCUCUUCUGCACAUGAUGCCUCCGCAGCUCAGAGCUUAAACACCCAAUCCUCCUGUCGCCAGACCAAGGUCUGGGGCUCUCGCAAGGGCAAGACAAGGAGCUCAGUACUAUUCCCCAACGCCAAGCCCAACGCCCCUCCCAGCGACUUCUCCAUCUCCGCCCACGAUGAGACAAUGGAGAAGGAGCACGGGCCAAACAUCCUGCGUGACCGCUUCUGGGACCCUAUGAGCAACGAUUGGAACCCAGACCGCUUCUACGAUCCUAUUGUCAACAAGUACUACUGUCCCUUCAUCUGCGAGCAGAACUUCCCCAUCCCCAGCGACCUAAACAAGCACAUCCUAGGCGACCACCGCAUCACCCGCAUGAAAUGCCCCAAAUGCCUCAAAUAUUUCAAGUCCGCAACAGCCCUAAUGGCGCACUGCGAGUCGCGCGGCGCCCGCUGUAACAUCAAUCAGACGGACAACUUCGCCAUCUUCCUCGACCGCAUGUCCGGCGGCUUCCUCGGCGUCGAAGAGAAGAUUCGGCCUGAUCACCUCAAUACACGUGCGGUUAUGAUGCAGAACUCUGAGACGGGCCAUAUGGAGUUGUAUAAGCCGCCGGUUGCGAGUUAUCUUCAGUAUACGGUUACCACGCCGCCGGAUUGGAAGGAUCCUGUUAGGUCGAGUGUGAGGAUUGGAGGCAUGGGUGGGGGGUCGCUGUGGUGAAGUGAAGUGGAAUGAAGAGGUGUGGUGUGGUGGGCUGGGAAUGGGUCU
Alternaria rosae is the source of this 1674-nucleotide messenger RNA. RefSeq lists its product as uncharacterized. Bases 103 to 1626 code for a protein of 507 amino acids. Gene Ontology annotation, cellular component: chromosome. Gene Ontology annotation, biological process: regulation of transcription by RNA polymerase II. Gene Ontology annotation, molecular function: chromatin insulator sequence binding. The transcript has 3 exons. The record is from RefSeq and is a predicted model, not a curated record. Lineage: Eukaryota; Fungi; Ascomycota; Dothideomycetes; Pleosporales; Pleosporaceae.